Molecule: messenger RNA, 5621 nt
Organism: Pan troglodytes (chimpanzee)
Lineage: Eukaryota; Metazoa; Chordata; Mammalia; Primates; Hominidae
Gene: FSTL5
Product: follistatin like 5
Exons: 17
Coding region: 1226-3769 (847 amino acids)
Biological process (GO): cell differentiation; regulation of BMP signaling pathway; multicellular organism development
Cellular component (GO): extracellular region
Molecular function (GO): calcium ion binding; protein binding
Source: RefSeq, a predicted model, not a curated record
GCGCGCCGCCCGGGUUCCCGCCAGUGCCUCUUCCUCCACACCUCCCUGCAAGCUGAGGGAGCCGGCUCCGGCCUUGGCCCGCCCAGAAAGGGGCUCCCACAGUGCAGCGGCGGGCUGAAGGGCUCCUCAAGCGCGGCCAGAGUGGGCACCGAGGCCGAGGAGGCACCGAGAGCGAGCGAGGACUUCGAGGGCUGCCAGUACGCUGUCACCUCUCAACAUCACUAGUAACAACAGGCAAGUUUCUGCAGCAGCGACUCCCUCCAGAGGCUCCGUGAACCGAGGGAAGGGAGUAGGAACACCAAAUACGGAUCCGUUCAAAUAACCAAAUGGCAGGGAGAGGCAGCAAAGUUUGGCCAGGAAGAUGAAAAGGAUCGGAGAUGUUUUCAAGAAUGGUUGAAUAGAUUCAUUCUAUUUCUCCGUCUCCUCCCCACCCGCCUCCCACUCGGUCCUCUCCGUGCUCCACUGCCCCCUCUCUCCGCCCCGUCUUCCUUCCAGAGCUGUGCCCGCAGCGAUCUUAGAGUGCGCAGAAACGGCAGUCCCAGCGAAGGCAAAGGCUCCAGCACCGCCAAAGCGUUUAGUUUCUACUGGACUGGUUGAGAAUACAUCCUGAAGUCCAAAGAUGCCCACGCUGACGUUAAGCCUGAAUUUUGUUGCCUCGAUUGCCGCAGCUGACUCUAGCAGAAGCCCAGUCAAGGGGGCGGCCCCUCACCUCUCGGCGAGUUGAUAUGCAAAAUAGUUACGUCAGAUGGUGGGGGCGGGGCACCCCCGGGUUGAGUGGCAGCAGCUCCUGCCUAGGGAGGAGGAGCGAGAAUCAGCCUGGUUCAGUGACUGAGACAAACUGGAGGUGAAAGGAGCUGGUACUGUCCACUGUGCUGUCGGUGCUGAACCUGAGACGCGAGCGGACCAGUUGCUCCAGCACCUGAAGGCAACGCCCUCUUGUACCCUCUGUGCCCUGUGGGACCCGCUUCACCAACAGGACCCAUAUCAACUUGACAAAGGAGUGUGGUAUCGGACGUGGGAGAGAGUCCUCUGUUUGCCACCUGGGCGCUCAUUCAGGCGUGACUUUGGAGAUUUCUAUAGUUUUAGACCAAACUAUUUUUUUUUCCCCAGCUAAGACGAUCUUUUGAGAGUUUUUUUUUUUUAUUGUGAUUUAUAUUUCCACAGCGUUUAGGAAUCUUUCUGGGGGACUUUUGUGACUGUUAAAAUAAGGUGAAAAGCAAUAAGGAUGUUUAAGUGCUGGUCAGUUGUCUUGGUUCUCGGAUUCAUUUUUCUGGAGUCAGAAGGAAGGCCAGCCAAAGAAGGAGGAUAUGGCCUUAAAUCCUAUCAGCCUCUAAUGAGAUUGCGACAUAAGCAGGAAAAAAAUCAAGAAAGUUCAAGAGUCAAAGGAUUUAUGAUUCAGGAUGGCCCUUUUGGAUCUUGUGAAAAUAAGUACUGUGGUUUGGGAAGACACUGUGUUACCAGCAGAGAGACAGGGCAAGCAGAAUGUGCCUGUAUGGACCUUUGCAAACGUCACUACAAACCUGUGUGUGGAUCUGAUGGAGAAUUCUAUGAAAACCACUGUGAAGUGCACAGAGCUGCUUGCCUGAAAAAACAAAAGAUUACCAUUGUUCACAAUGAAGACUGCUUCUUUAAAGGAGAUAAGUGCAAGACUACUGAAUACAGCAAGAUGAAAAAUAUUCUAUUAGACGUACAAAAUCAAAAAUAUAUUAUGCAAGAAAAUGAAAAUCCUAAUGGCGACGACGUAUCUCGGAAGAAGCUAUUGGUGGAUCAAAUGUUUAAAUAUUUUGAUGCAGACAGUAAUGGACUUGUAGAUAUUAAUGAACUAACUCAGGUGAUAAAACAGGAAGAACUUGGCAAGGAUCUCUUUGAUUGUACUUUGUAUGUUCUAUUGAAAUACGAUGAUUUUAAUGCUGACAAGCACCUGGCUCUUGAAGAAUUUUAUAAAGCAUUCCAAGUGAUCCAGUUGAGUCUGCCAGAAGAUCAGAAACUAAGCAUCACUGCAGCAACUGUGGGACAAAGUGCUGUUCUGAGCUGUGCCAUUCAAGGAACCCUGAGACCUCCCAUUAUCUGGAAAAGGAACAAUAUUAUUCUAAAUAAUUUAGAUUUGGAAGACAUCAAUGACUUUGGAGAUGAUGGGUCCUUGUAUAUUACUAAGGUUACCACAACUCACGUUGGCAAUUACACCUGCUAUGCAGAUGGCUAUGAACAAGUCUAUCAGACUCACAUCUUCCAAGUGAAUGUUCCUCCAGUCAUCCGGGUGUAUCCAGAGAGUCAGGCUAGAGAGCCUGGGGUAACUGCCAGUCUUAGGUGCCAUGCAGAGGGCAUACCAAAGCCUCAGCUUGGCUGGUUGAAGAAUGGAAUUGAUAUUACACCAAAGCUGUCCAAACAACUCACGCUUCAAGCAAAUGGCAGUGAGGUUCACAUAAGCAAUGUGCGCUAUGAAGAUACUGGAGCAUACACUUGUAUCGCAAAGAAUGAAGCAGGAGUGGAUGAAGACAUCUCUUCUCUUUUUGUGGAAGACUCUGCUAGAAAGACCCUAGCUAACAUAUUAUGGAGAGAAGAAGGUCUGGGAAUUGGGAACAUGUUCUAUGUUUUUUAUGAAGAUGGAAUCAAAGUGAUACAACCCAUAGAAUGUGAAUUUCAGAGGCACAUUAAGCCUAGUGAAAAGCUCCUUGGAUUUCAGGAUGAAGUCUGUCCCAAAGCUGAGGGAGAUGAAGUUCAGAGGUGUGUGUGGGCAUCAGCUGUUAAUGUCAAAGACAAGUUCAUUUAUGUUGCACAGCCAACUUUGGACAGAGUCCUUAUUGUUGAUGUGCAGUCCCAAAAAGUUGUUCAGGCAGUGAGCACAGACCCUGUCCCAGUUAAAUUACACUAUGACAAAUCACAUGAUCAGGUCUGGGUGCUAAGCUGGGGUACCUUGGAGAAGACAUCACCAACACUACAGGUAAUUACCCUGGCCAGUGGGAAUGUGCCUCACCACACAAUCCACACCCAACCAGUGGGAAAGCAAUUUGACAGAGUGGAUGAUUUUUUCAUUCCCACCACAACACUCAUUAUCACCCAUAUGAGGUUUGGAUUUAUUCUUCAUAAAGAUGAAGCUGCACUACAAAAAAUUGAUCUUGAAACCAUGUCAUACAUCAAGACAAUUAACUUGAAGGACUAUAAGUGCGUUCCUCAGUCAUUGGCAUAUACACACUUGGGAGGCUACUACUUCAUUGGCUGCAAACCUGACAGCACCGGAGCAGUUUCCCCACAGGUCAUGGUGGACGGUGUAACUGACUCAGUCAUUGGGUUCAAUAGUGAUGUGACGGGCACUCCAUAUGUCUCUCCAGAUGGCCACUACCUUGUCAGCAUUAAUGAUGUGAAAGGUCUUGUAAGGGUUCAGUACAUUACCAUCAGAGGAGAAAUACAGGAGGCUUUUGAUAUUCACACAAAUCUGCACAUAUCUGAUCUGGCAUUUCAACCAUCCUUUACUGAAGCCCACCAAUAUAACAUCUACGGUAGUUCAAGCACACAAACUGAUGUGCUCUUUGUGGAGCUCUCUUCUGGGAAGGUCAAGAUGAUAAAGAGUCUCAAGGAACCACUCAAGGCAGAAGAAUGGCCUUGGAACCGGAAAAACAGGCAAAUCCAGGACAGUGGCUUGUUUGGUCAAUACCUGAUGACACCUUCCAAGGACUCUCUCUUCAUCCUAGAUGGACGACUCAAUAAAUUAAACUGUGAGAUCACUGAAGUUGAAAAAGGAAAUACAGUCAUUUGGGUUGGAGAUGCCUAAAAACCCUAUGAUACAAUUAUUGAAUGAAGCGUUUUACAAUACAUUGCACUUAAUCCAUUGUUUAAAUUUACAACUUAACUUUCCAAGUUUAUAUCCUAGUCAAACAAAAUUUACUUGGUUGGUCCAAAUAAAAUAAAUUGUUUUUGACUAAGUGACUAAGACAUACACAAUUAAUUAUAUUGGUUAAUUAGAAAUACUCAGCACAAUAUUUAAUGAGAAAUCACAUCAGUCACAAGAAUCAAAUGUGUAAAUUAUGCUUUAAACAAUAAAGUAGGAUUUAAAUCAUUUAAAAAACUAAACUGCAGGGAAUUUCAGAUGACAUAAAGCAUUAUUUCAUUUUGAGGGUAGUUUAUUUUUUUUCUCUGUCCUUUUGGUAUGAUUAAACAAGAAAUAAAAGGUGUUGUGGAACCUUAAAAUUCUUAAUUCAAAAUAUUCGGUCCUGUCCACUGUUUAUAAUAUUUUGUGCCUUGAAGGGAAUGUCACAGGAGGAAAAGGAAGACUAAAACCUGCAUACUAAAUGCCCUCAUAACUAUAAAUCUCUUGUUGUUAAAAAACAUCUCUUGCGCCAAAUCCUGUCUUCAGUCUUUUGUUUAACCCUCAAUGAACUAUCAAUUGAAGGCAUAAGUUGGCCUUAGGUUGUAUACAGGUGUCAAACUCCACUUGACAUUUACUGUAUAAUCUGCAGCAUGCUAUAGAAAGUGGGGAGGAAGGGAGGAAAAAUAAUUACAGUCAAAAUAUUUGCAAUCUAUCUACUCAUUUUGCUUUCAAUCACUAGAGUGUGUUAUGUUUUUAAUGCAAGUUUGUCUGGGAUGUCAACUGCCUACAGAUGUUUAUUACUAGCAGAAUAGAUUAUUUAUUAAUAGAUAUUGUUUCUUUUCAUAUAGUCCAAUGUUUCAUCAUCAGGAACUUUCGGUUUUAAAAAAGAAACAUUACUUUUGUCUGCUAAAGUAAACCAUAUAUAGGGAAAUUAACACCUAGGAAAAGAAAACUGGCAAGAGAAUUGAUGAGGUAUUAGUGGCUUAGAAGAAUUAGUAAUAUAAGUUGGGAAUAAAGGAGUAGCCCGACAGUGGUAAGUAAAAAUGUAGUACUCCAUUGUUUUUGCUAUUUAAAUAUAACGUAUCAAAAACCUUUAUUCUAAAAUUUCCACAAAUGAUUUAUUUUAUCCAUCUCCUUGUAAUCCUAAAAGCAUCUUCUCACUAUGUGCUGUAGUUUGAAACCUAACGAAUCCUCCUACUUGAGACACUGUAGAGAAGUAAAAAUUGUUGCUUCUGUUUUGUUUUAAGAGGAAAUGAGAAGGCCAGCAGAAGUAGAUUAAAACUAGAGAGCUGGUUUAUUAAAAUAAGCAGAUAAUUAUCCAGGCUUAAAGUAACAGCUUACAUGUUUUGAAAAUCCUUGUAGUUAUUUUUGUUUUUAUUGUUGCAAGAAAAUGUUAAUGGGCUGUUGAAAUGACCUCCAUUUACUUAAGGUAAUCCAAUAAGGUCUUUUUUAAAUAUACAAAUUUUACUCAAGUUUAAAUUGUGUAAAACUGCUUAGAAACCUGAAAUUUUAUAGUGUGUAAUAUCUUAUGUGUAUAUAGCAUCCUGAGCUGUGUGAUACAGUAGAUUUCUUCUUAGCAGAAACAUGCGAGGUAGAUUUAAUAAACAACAAAAAUCAGCUUAUGUUUCUACUUAUUGAAUCUGCUUUACUUUUUAGCAAUUUUCUUCCUUGUGAACAUGAACCAUAUAAAGUGUCUGUGACUUAAUGAUUUCAUGUAAGUCUGUCGCAUACAUCCUUCUUUUGUAGCUUACACCAUGUGGAUGCUCUGUCUGUAGACACUGCUUGAUAAAAGGAGAAUAAACCUCUUACAUUUUAA